AACUCAAAGCGUCAAACAUCAUCAAGUGUUAGUUAGCCGUCCUCUCACCACAAAGGUUUGCAGUAACGCUUACCAACAGCAGACGCUAGCUAGCCAGCCGGCGUCAUGGCCAACGAGGAGGCGUUGAUGUUCGCGCUGCAGCUGGCUUCGUCGGCUGUCCUGCCGAUGACGCUUCGCACUUGCAUCGAGCUGGGCCUGCUGGAGACCCUGGUGGGCGCCGGUGGGAAGACGUUGACGCCGGAAGAGGUAGCGGCCAAGCUUCCGUCCAAAGCGGAGUCCAACCCGGACGCGGCGUCCAUGGUGGAUCGGUUGCUGCGGGUACUGGCAACAUACAAGGUCGUUUCGUGCCUAGUGGAUGAGUGCGCAGACGGGAGCCUGUCCCGCAGGUAUGGCGCUGAGCCGGUGUGCAAGUGGCUCACUCCCAACGAGGACGGUGUCUCCAUGGCGCCCUUCUGCCUCCUUGCCCAGAACAAGCUCUUCAUGGAGGCCUGGUGUCACAUGAAGGACGCGGUCCUUGAGGGUGGCAGUGCAUUCACCAAGGCAUUCGGAGCGUCGUGGUUUGACUACGCUGGCACAGAUGAUCACUUCAAUCACCUCUUUAACGAGGCCAUGAAGGACCAUUCGGUCAUCAUCACCAAGAAGCUUCUCGAAUUGUAUACUGGUUUCGACGGCAUCGACACCCUUGUGGAUCUCGCGGGUGGCGUGGGCGCCGUCAUCCACGCCAUCACCAAGAAGUACCCGAGCAUAAAGGGGAUCAACUUCGACCUUCCCCACGUAAUCUCCGACGCGCAGCCCUACCCCGGCGUCGAACACGUCGGCGGCGACAUGUUUGAGAUGGUGCCGUCCGGAGACGCCAUCCUCAUGAAAUGGAUUCUCCCCUGCUUCAGCGACGACGAGUGUGCGGUACUCCUCAAGAACUGCUACGACGCACUGCCCGCGCAUGGUAAGGUGAUCAACGUGGAAUGUAUCCUGCCAGUGAACCCGGACGCGACAAACAACGCGCAGGGGUUAAUCUGUGUGGACGCCAGCUUGCUGGCGUACAGCCCCGGCGGCAAGGAAAGGAACCUCAGGGACUUCGAGAAGCUAGCCAAGGCUGCAGGGUUUACAGGCGUCAAGGCCAGCUACAUCUUUGCGAACUUCUGGGCAAUGGAGUACACCAAGUAGAGUGAUCUAUCACUUCUACUGGGAGCCUGCAGCUGCUUUCUACCACCUCAUUUGCCAUAAAAAAAAUCACAAAAAAAAUUCCCUCCAUUUUGUUAGAUUUCUUGGUCAUGGCUUGUUUUUAGUCGACCGUACGUGUCGGGUGUUAACUCAAGAGUCUAUGUUUGUAUCUUGUGUUGGAAUAAGGAAGCAAGAGCAACCUAUAUUUGUCCACUGUCUUCAAA
This is a messenger RNA of Hordeum vulgare subsp. vulgare (domesticated barley), 1385 nucleotides long. Its product is annotated as flavone O-methyltransferase 1-like. The record is from RefSeq and is a predicted model, not a curated record. Gene Ontology annotation, biological process: methylation. NCBI's taxonomy places the organism in Eukaryota, Viridiplantae, Streptophyta, Magnoliopsida, Poales, Poaceae. Gene Ontology annotation, molecular function: S-adenosylmethionine-dependent methyltransferase activity; O-methyltransferase activity; protein dimerization activity. Bases 106 to 1164 code for a protein of 352 amino acids. The transcript has 2 exons.